AUGAAGAGUGGGAAAUUCAUCACCUUAAAUAGCCUGCCUGAUAGCCUGAAUUUAUUUGGUAUUUUGCCAGAUUACUUCAAUUAUGGUUUUAAUGAGGUUACCUGGAGUGCAUACUGUGAACGUCAGCGCCGCAUGCGUGUAACCGAGGCGGGCGUGGGGCUCCAUGUCGGCCCACCACCACGUGCACCUGCACCUGAUCUACGAAGACCACCAGGUCCCAUCAGAAAUGAUGAGGGAAUGCCUCCACCGCCAGUGAAUAACUACCAGGCGAGAGAGAACACAAUCCAAGUGAUGACGGCGGAGCGGCGCGAGUACGGUCGCGGCGGGCAUGGGCGAGAUAUGCCCGGCCCGCCGCCGGACUACUUCGGAGGGCCGCCGCCGCCCGAGCACUACUACCCGCCGCCACAUGCACCAUACGAAGAACCAAACUGGGGUCAUCCCGAGCCAACAGGCUGGGCGCCAAGCGAGAUAAAGGAGCUGACGCCUGGCCCUGGGCCGAUGCCGCCGCCGGUGAUGGGUCCACCUAUGGGCAUUACGCCACCAUUAGGCCCUCCGCCACACAUGGGCGCCCCGCCCCACGUUAUGACGGCGCCACCCUACGGCUCGCCUUACCGUCCGCAUCCGCCCAUGCACAUGCAUGACAGGGAGCGUGACCGAGAGCGAGACAGGGAGCGUGAGCGUGAUAGAGAUAGAAUGAGAGAACGAGAAGAGCGGGACAGAAGGGAACGGGAUAGACGUGAAGAUGAGGAAAGGGAGAGAGACAGGGAUCGCGAACGUUCCCGAUCCAUAAAACCAGAUAGAAUAAGAGAAAAGUCGUAUCGACGAGAGCGGUCGCGCUCACGAUCACGUCGUCAUAAGUCCAGGUCGCGGUCGCCGCGACCGCGGGAACGUUCUCGCGACCGCGAGAGGUCCCGGGAACGGGAUCGAGAUCGCUCCCGCGACCGCGAACGCAGCGCCAAACCGAAGUCAAAGGAGAAUAAGGAUAAGGAUGAAGAGAAAUAAAAUUCGUUCCCUGCAGUCCAGCCAUUUAGCAUGAAAGUUCAUACUAUGUUGGUAAUGGGUAAUAGGGAAAGUUCAUUAAGUACUGACAUUAUGUUAAAUUAAUCCUGAUGUUUAGAAAUAUAAAAUACCUGCCU
Hyposmocoma kahamanoa is the source of this 1136-nucleotide messenger RNA. It is a transcript of the gene Fip1, whose product is annotated as cleavage and polyadenylation specificity factor subunit 6-like. The record is from RefSeq and is a predicted model, not a curated record. Lineage: Eukaryota; Metazoa; Arthropoda; Insecta; Lepidoptera; Cosmopterigidae. The coding region runs from base 1 to 1002 and encodes 333 amino acids. The transcript has 7 exons.